AUGGGCUCCUCGAGGGCACCCCGGAUGGGGCAUGUGGGAGGGCGAAGGAUGAUGGCACUGCUGCUGGCUGGUCUCCUCCUGCCAGGGACCUUGGCAAAGAGCAUCGGGACCUUCUCAGACCCUUGUAAGGAUCCCACACGUAUCACCUCCCCCAAUGACCCCUGUCUCGUGGGGAAGGGUGACUCCAGUAGCUUCAGUAGCCACAGUGGCUCCAGCAGUUCCAGCAGUUCCGUUUCCAGUUCCAGCUCCAGUGGUGGCUCCAGCAGUGGCUCCAGCAGUGGCUCCAGCGGAUCCAGUGUUGCCCAGGGUGGUUCCUCGGGAUCUUUGUUAUUUAAACCAGGAACCGGGUAUUCCCAGAUCAGCCACUCUUCUGGGUCUGGCUCUGGUCUGCUCAGUGCAUCCAGCUCCUCCCAGUCGGGCAGCAGCUCCCACUCGGGGUCCGGCCCAGCUCUACCAACCAAUGAUGGUUCUUCCCGCUUCGUAAUAAGCUCUUCGCAGUCUGGAGGAGGCUCAAGCUCUUCUGUCUCCCAAACUUCCUGGAUGUCCAGCAGUGGUGGCCAAAGGGUCAACUCUAACUUACAUCCCUGUAGUUCUGACAUCCCCGACUCUCCUUGCAGUGGGGGGCCUAUCGUCUCACACUCUGGUUCCUACAUCUCCAACUCUCACUCUGUGUCAGGGGGUCAAAGGCCAGUGGUGGUGGUGGUGGAGCAGCAUGGCUCUGGUGGCCCCGGGGUGGUUCAAGGUGCCCCCUGUAGCAAUGGUGGCCUUUCAGGCAAGCCCUGCCCGCCCAUCACCUCUGUAGACAAAUCCUAUGGUGGCUAUGAGGUAGUGGGUGGCUCCUCGGACAGUUAUCUAGUUCCAGGCAUGACCUACAGUGGGGGCAAAAUCUACCCUGUGGGAUACUUCACCAAAGAUAACCCUGUCAAAGGCUCUCCAGGGGUGCCCUCGUUUGCAGCUGGGCCCCCCAUCUCUGAGGGCAAAUACUUCUCCAGCAAUCCCAUCAUCCCCAGCCACAGCUCUUCCAGUUCCAACAUCUACCAGUCGGGAGCUUCUUCAGCCAUCGUGUUCCAGCCAGUGGGCUCUGGUGGGGUUCAGCUCUGUGGAGUUGGCUCUAAGGGGCCCUGUUCCCACUCUGGUUCUGGCAUCCACAGCAGUUCUAGUGUUUCUAGCAGCUCUGGUUCAUCCUACCAUCCCUGUGGCAGUGUUUCCCAAGGGCCCUGCUCCCCACCAGGCACUGGCUCUUUCAGCGGCAGCUCCAGCUCUCAAUCAAGCGGCAAAAUCAUUCUUCAGCCCUGUGGCAGCAAGUCCAGCUCUUCUGGUCACCCUUGCAUUUCUGUGUCUUCCUCAACGUUGAGUGGAGGUCCUGAUGGCUCUCCACACCCUGAUCCCUCAGCUGGUGCCAAGCCCUGUGGCAGUUCUGGAAAGAUGCCCUGCCGCUCCAUCCGGGACAUCCUGGCUAGAGUGAAGCCUCUGGGGCCCCAGUUGGCUGACCCUGAAGUUUUCCUACCCCACGGAGAGUUACUUGACAGUCCAUAA
Molecule: messenger RNA, 1536 nt
Organism: Pteropus alecto (black flying fox)
Lineage: Eukaryota; Metazoa; Chordata; Mammalia; Chiroptera; Pteropodidae
Gene: CDSN
Product: corneodesmosin
Exons: 3
Coding region: 1-1536 (511 amino acids)
Biological process (GO): cell-cell adhesion; skin morphogenesis
Molecular function (GO): protein homodimerization activity
Source: RefSeq, a predicted model, not a curated record